AGUUAGAUUUCAGCAAGUUCAGAACUUAUUGUAAAUAGUGUACAAAAAAAGGCCCACCAAUGUCUGAACAAACUAGCACAAUUCCAACCUCCUUCGGAGACUUGAACAAAGGAGUGUCCACAUUGCCAAGCAACACUGUUCAAGAAACCACUGGUCCUUUGAACCCUUUUUACCAAUAUAUAAAUGAUGUGUACACCACUAUUGGCGAACACAGGAAAUCAUUGGGUUUGGUCAACCCUGGUACCAUCGAAAACAUAAACAAGGAAGUCAGUCGUGAUGUUUUCUUGAACCAAUAUUUUUUCACCGGUUUAAGAGCUGACUUAAACAAGGCUUUCUCCAUGUUCCCCGUUUUCCAGACUUCUCAUACAUUAUCCAUGGGUUCUCAAGUCUUACCAGCCUAUGCUUUCUCCGCCUUGUACUAUGGGGAAAAGACCUUCAUGCAAGGUAAUAUCGAUAACGAUUUAUCUUUCAGUGGUAGAAUCAACUAUGGUUGGAAUGCCAAUAACGUUUCCAAAUUGACAUUGCAAUUAGCCAAUGGUCAACCAGCUAUGGUUCAAUUGGAACAAGAUUACCAAGCUGGUGAUUUCUCGGUUAACUUCAAGACUUUGAACCCUUCUUUCUUGAACGAUGGAUUCACUGGUUUGGCCGUUGCUUCUUUAUUACAGUCGUUGUCUAAGAAAUUAUCGGUGGGUGUUGAGUCUAGUUAUACUAAACAGCCGGGUGCUCCAGUCCCCGAAAGUGCCAUUUCUUACUACGCCAGAUACAACAAUGGUAACUGGAUCUUUUCUGGUCAAUUGUUGGCCCAAGGUGCUCUUAUUGCUAGUUUCUGGAGAAAGGUCACCGACAAGGUUGAAGCCGGUGUGGAAACCCAAGUGUCUGCUACCAUGAGACCAAUCACCGACAACUUCAGCGGAACUCCAAUUGGUAUGGAACCAGUUAUCGAAGGUCAAACUACUGUUGGUGCCAAAUACGAGUACAGACAAUCUGUUUACAGAGGUCAAAUAGACUCCACUGGUAAAGUUGGCGUGUUUAUGGAGAAGAGAGUGUUGCCAACCAUUGCCCUUUUGUUCUCUGGUGAAAUCGACCACGCUAAAAACAAUUCCAGAAUCGGAGUUGGUUUGCAAUUCGAAUCUGCUGGUAAUGAACAAAUAAUGAUGAUGCAACAAGGCUUGGUUGACGCCAAUGGUAACCCAGUUCCAGGUGCUCCUCAAGUUGCUUAAAUAAGGAAAUAAACUUUCAUUAGAUUAUUACAUUGUACAUAUACAUUCCGCCCUUCAUCACUUCAUUAUAUUUAUGUCUUGUAUGAGUAAAUUACCAGCCGAACAAUCGAGAAGCAAAUCCUUUGCUUCUUGGCCCUGGUUCGGCGGUGGAUGCUUUUUUUUUGCUGAGAAUCUUAUAAACAUCAUCUGAGUUCAAAUAAAUGUUUUCCUUAAUAGGUUGUUUGGUGCUAGGAUUGUAGUUAAGACUGGUGCUCGGAGCCAAUUUUUGAUCACCGUAUCUGGUAUUUACAUAGUCAUUUCUUACGGAGCCAGUGGAUGUCUUCAACGUUCUUGACUGUUCAAUGGUGGGUAAUCUUUGAGAUGACCUGACCGACCUCAA
Yamadazyma tenuis ATCC 10573 is the source of this 1599-nucleotide messenger RNA. Lineage: Eukaryota; Fungi; Ascomycota; Pichiomycetes; Serinales; Debaryomycetaceae. The record is from RefSeq and is a predicted model, not a curated record.